Messenger RNA from Nerophis lumbriciformis (worm pipefish), 1656 nucleotides. Lineage: Eukaryota; Metazoa; Chordata; Actinopteri; Syngnathiformes; Syngnathidae. The record is from RefSeq and is a predicted model, not a curated record.
AUGUUGUCCGUGCGUGUUGCAGCAGCGUUGGCCAGGACCCUGCCUAGAAGGGCCGGAUUAGUGUCCAAGGCUGUGCCGGUCGCCUGCGUUGGGGUCAACCACCUCCACACACAUAGACCAUGGCUACAAAAGACUGGCACAGCUGAGGUGUCUUCAAUCCUGGAAGAGAAGAUCAUGGGAGCAGACACCUCCGCUGACCUGGAGGAGACCGGGCGCGUGCUGUCAAUUGGUGACGGUAUUGCCAGGGUGUACGGUCUGAGGAAUGUCCAGGCAGAAGAGAUGGUGGAAUUCUCCUCUGGACUCAAGGGUAUGUCUCUGAACUUGGAGCCUGACAAUGUCGGCGUGGUGGUGUUCGGUAACGACAAAUUGAUCAAGGAGGGCGAUAUCGUGAAGAGGACCGGUGCCAUCGUGGACGUUCCUGUGGGCGAGGAGCUGCUCGGACGUGUGGUGGACGCUCUGGGAAACGCCAUUGAUGGAAAGGGUCCUCUGGGGUCUAACACAAGGAGGCGUGUAGGUCUGAAAGCCCCAGGUAUUAUCCCCCGUAUCUCUGUGAGGGAGCCCAUGCAGACUGGAAUCAAGGCCGUGGACAGCUUGGUGCCCAUUGGCAGAGGCCAGCGUGAGCUUAUCAUUGGUGACAGGCAGACUGGCAAAACCGCCAUUGCCAUUGACACCAUCAUCAACCAGAAGCGCUUCAACGAAGGCACUGACGAGAAGAAAAAGCUGUAUUGUAUCUACGUGGCCAUCGGCCAGAAGAGGUCUACCGUGGCCCAGUUGGUGAAGAGGCUGACUGACGCCGAUGCCAUGAAGUACACAAUUGUGGUCUCGGCCACCGCCUCCGAUGCGGCACCCCUGCAGUACCUAGCCCCAUACUCGGGCUGCUCCAUGGGCGAGUAUUUCCGUGACAACGGCAAGCACGCCCUCAUCAUCUACGACGAUCUGUCCAAACAGGCCGUAGCUUACCGUCAGAUGUCUCUGUUGCUGCGUCGUCCCCCUGGUCGUGAGGCCUACCCCGGUGAUGUGUUCUACCUGCAUUCCCGUCUGCUGGAGAGAGCCGCAAAGAUGAACGACAAUUUUGGCGGCGGCUCCCUCACCGCUCUGCCAGUCAUCGAGACCCAGGCCGGAGACGUGUCCGCCUACAUCCCCACCAACGUCAUUUCCAUCACUGACGGACAGAUCUUCUUGGAGACUGAGCUGUUCUACAAGGGCAUCCGCCCCGCCAUCAACGUGGGUCUUUCUGUGUCCCGAGUGGGUUCUGCUGCUCAGACCAGAGCCAUGAAGCAGGUGGCCGGUACCAUGAAGCUGGAGCUUGCUCAGUACCGUGAAGUGGCUGCUUUCGCCCAAUUCGGCUCCGAUCUGGACGCCGCCACCCAGCAGCUUUUGAACAGAGGCGUCAGGCUCACGGAACUGCUCAAGCAGGGACAGUAUUCACCCAUGGCCAUCGAGGAGCAGGUGACAGUCAUCUACGCCGGUGUCAGGGGACACCUGGACAAAAUGGAGCCCAGCAAAAUCACAAAGUUCGAGAAGGCUUUCCUGCAACACAUCCUCAGCCAGCACCAAGACUUGCUCGCUGCAAUCAAGGCUGAUGGCAAGAUCUCAGAGGCAUCUGAUGCCAAACUGAAGCAGAUUGUCCUGAACUUCCUGUCCAGCUUUGAGUGA